CCCCUUCCGAACACCUACAGCGUCAACCCUUCGUUAUCAGCUCAAUACCAUACCACCUCAAGUCAUAGUACCUGUCGACGACAUGUCCAAAGAGAUCGGUUUCACCAGCCGUGACUUCGAGUUGUUCGCUGGAGCUCUCAUGUGCGCCAAAGUCCCCGUCGAGAUCGACUACAAGGCGUUCGCCGAGAAGUUCGGCUUCAAGAACGCAAACAGCGGCAAGGCCUCAUGGCACACCCUGAAGAAGAAGCUCGACAAGCUUGCCGCAAGCACUGGCGGUUCGUCCCUCACUUCACCCGCAUAUCACUAGGCUGUCCAAAGCUGACUGAAAAGCUCCAGAGUCCACGACGACUGAGGGUGCAGAGGAGGUUGACAAGAAAGGCAAGAAGCGCA
Molecule: messenger RNA, 390 nt
Organism: Baudoinia panamericana UAMH 10762
Lineage: Eukaryota; Fungi; Ascomycota; Dothideomycetes; Mycosphaerellales; Teratosphaeriaceae
Exons: 1
Coding region: 83-307 (74 amino acids)
Source: RefSeq, a predicted model, not a curated record